Messenger RNA from Leucoraja erinaceus (little skate), 1208 nucleotides. RefSeq names its product F-box only protein 6-like. Lineage: Eukaryota; Metazoa; Chordata; Chondrichthyes; Rajiformes; Rajidae. Gene Ontology annotation, biological process: SCF-dependent proteasomal ubiquitin-dependent protein catabolic process; glycoprotein catabolic process. Gene Ontology annotation, molecular function: ubiquitin protein ligase activity; protein binding. The transcript is spliced from 6 exons. The record is from RefSeq and is a predicted model, not a curated record. Gene Ontology annotation, cellular component: SCF ubiquitin ligase complex; cytoplasm. Bases 212 to 964 code for a protein of 250 amino acids.
AGCGGUGGUGGCUGCGGGCUGGCGAACGAGCAGAGAGGACCAGGGGGAAACUGACAGUGACAGUGACAGCCAAGCCGCCCUGGGAACGCGGAAGCAAAUAUACUGGAGGGAGGGAGAGGAGAGGAGAGGAGGAGUAAAGCCGGCGACGGGCUGGAAAGACGUUUGACCCUGACCCUGGACUCGGUGUGGGUGGAAAGCAUCCUCUGGAAGCAUGCCCACUAUUGGAGACUUAAACCAGGAUGUCCUGACGGUGCUCCUCUCCCAUGUCCCUGCGAGAGAAUUAGUCCUGACGUGCCGCCUGGUUUGCCGAGCGUGGAAGGACCUGGUGGAUAAAGUACACAUCUGGAAAAGGAAGUGCCUUCGUGAAGGAUAUUUCAGAAGGGGCUGGGAUACAUUCCCAGAGAACUGGAUGAAAUAUUAUUUCCUCCGCCCUUUAAUGAGAAAUCUGCUUAGAAAUCCCUGCGCAGAAGAACGAUUUCAGUUUUGGACCCUUGAUGAAAAUGGUGGGGACCUUUGGAAAAUUGAAAACUUGCCAGGAGAACAGUCAGCUAGCUUUCCUGACAGAAAUGUAAAACAAUUUUUUGUGACAUCUUAUGGCCUCUGCCGGAAAUCUCAGAUCGUUGAUCUAAUGGAAAAUGGAUGUUGGCGAAAAUUGCUUGAUGAAAUUCAACCGAAAAUUGUAGUGAGAGAUUGGUAUGCAGCGAGGAUGGACUGUGGCUGCACUUACAAGUUACAUGUGAAUCUGCUUUCUGAAAAGAAGGUCCCUCUCCAGAGCUACAAGUCUAACAAGAUUACAAUCCCCCAGUGGAGUGAUGCAACCUGGAACGAGAUGGUUCAUGUCUUCAAAGACUAUGGGCCCGGUGUUCGGUACGUUCACUUUUCACACGAGGGGCAAGACACACAGUUCUGGGCGGGCUGGUAUGGAAUCCGUGUCACCAACAGCAGCGUUACCAUCGAACCGUGAGCUGUAGGGACAGCAGGAUAUGGCCGGGCAUGAAGAGAUACGUCAGCAACAAGUUAACAAAAUGCAAAGAUAUCACGUGCUGUAAAUCCAAAUUAAAAACACCCAACAUUCAGCAGGUCAGCAGAAUCUGGGAAGGGAUCUAGUUUUUGCAGGGUCCCUGACCUGAGAUGUUAAUCCUGUUUUCCUUUCUUGCGUGUUGAGUGUUUCCAGCACUUUCUGACUUUAUUAAAAAGCUGAUUUGCAU